GUGGAUUGACGUGGUAUCCAAGUAAUAGAUAAGGGGACAGUCCCAAAACCUCUUUUCACCCGCUGUCAGUGAGAAGGAUGCUGUUGUAUACAAUUCUAUGAUCUCUGGAUAUUCUCAAAAUUUGUACGGUGAAGAUGCACUGAAACUAUUUGUAGAAAUGAGGAAAAAGAAUCUGAGUCCUACUGAUCAUACUUUAUGUACAGUGUUAAAUGCUUGCAGCAUCCUUGCAUUGCUCUUCCAAGGAAGACAAAUACACUGUUGUUAUUAAAAUGGGUUCUGAAAGGAACGUGUUUGUGGCCAGUGCUUUGAUUGAUAUGUAUUCAAAGGUUGGCGAUAUUGAUGAGGCCCGAUGUGUGUUAGAUCAGACUUCUAGGAAGAAUAAUGUGUUGUGGACAUCGAUGAUCAUGGGCUAUGCACAAUGUGGGAGAGGUUCAGAAGCUUUGGAACUUUUUGAUUGUUUAUUGACCAAGAAAGAGUUAAGUCCUGAUAAUAUCUGCUUUACUGCUGUCUUAACAGCUUGUAAUCAUGCAGGAUUUCUUGACAAAGGGGUGGAAUACUUUAAUAAAAUGAGAACAAGUUUUGGCUUGUCUCCUGAUAUAGAUCAAUAUGCUUGCUUGAUUGAUCUUUAUGCUAGAAAUGGAAAUCUAAGAAAGGCAAGGGAUCUAAUGGAAGAAAUGCCUUAUGAUCCGAAUAAUGUUAUAUGGAGUUCCUUCUUGAGUUCUUGUAAGAUUUAUGGAGAUAUAGAACUUGGGAGGGAGGCUGCUGAUCAGCUCAUUAAGAUGGAACCGUGUAAUGCAGCACCAUAUUUAACACUAGCACAUAUCUAUGCCAGAAAAGGUUUAUGGAAUGAAGUAGCUGAAGUCAGAAGGCUUACGCAACAAAGGAGAAUAAGAACAUUUGUAGGAUGGAGUUGGGGUUAGAUAAGCAGAUUCAUGUCUUUGCAGUUGAUGAUGUAACUCAUCAACAAUCAAAUGAAAUUUACAUUAAGUUUGACAAGAUGUUUUAGAGAAUUUAGAAGCAUCAUCUUAUUUAACAAAGGAUAGCUACAUUUCAAGCAUAGAUUUACUUGCUUCAAAUAUGUAUAUCCCAAUUUACAAUGAAAGACUUGGAUACUUAUGAGCCGU
Messenger RNA from Abrus precatorius (Indian licorice), 1124 nucleotides. Its product is annotated as pentatricopeptide repeat-containing protein At2g37320-like. The transcript is spliced from 2 exons. Lineage: Eukaryota; Viridiplantae; Streptophyta; Magnoliopsida; Fabales; Fabaceae. Gene Ontology annotation, biological process: RNA modification. The record is from RefSeq and is a predicted model, not a curated record. Bases 210 to 920 code for a protein of 236 amino acids. Gene Ontology annotation, molecular function: RNA binding; protein binding.